Messenger RNA from Rubroshorea leprosula, 2223 nucleotides. The record is from the annotation of a GenBank genome assembly. Lineage: Eukaryota; Viridiplantae; Streptophyta; Magnoliopsida; Malvales; Dipterocarpaceae.
GUGAAAACUCGAAAGGUUGACGGACGUGAAGCGGAGCAGUUCCGUUCUCUUGAUCUCCGAUUUGAGCAACGUCAAUCGAAAUCUCCCCCCGCGAUUUUCAUUUCAUGUCCUCAGCCACAUAAUUUCUUUUGUCAUUUUGUGAGAAAUUGUCUUCACGGUUCGUGCAAUUUAUUCAAAUUUGUUCUCUUCAAGCUCGAUCAAGCUCUUAUAGAUUUCUCUCGAGAGCUUGUUUUGCAGAGAGAGCUCAUCUGAUCGCGUAUUAUCUUCAGCUUGAAGUUGAAGAUGGGAGUGGGGAAGAACGAGGUUGACAUGGAGGAAGGAACUCUGGAGAUCGGGAUGGAGUAUAGAACAGUAUCUGGUGUUGCUGGACCGUUAGUCAUUCUGGACAAAGUUAAGGGCCCAAAGUAUCAGGAGAUCGUCAACAUUCGCUUAGGAGAUGGAACAACAAGACGUGGUCAAGUCUUAGAAGUUGAUGGGGAGAAGGCAGUUGUUCAGGUUUUUGAAGGAACAUCUGGAAUCGAUAACAAAUACACGACUGUGCAAUUUACAGGAGAGGUUUUGAAAACACCUGUCUCAUUGGAUAUGCUAGGGCGCAUAUUUAAUGGCUCUGGAAAACCAAUUGAUAAUGGCCCUCCAAUUUUGCCUGAGGCUUACCUAGAUAUUUCUGGGAGCUCUAUCAACCCUAGUGAGAGAACGUAUCCUGAAGAGAUGAUUCAAACUGGAAUAUCAACAAUUGAUGUCAUGAACUCCAUUGCUCGUGGACAGAAGAUUCCUCUUUUUUCUGCUGCUGGUCUUCCUCAUAAUGAAAUAGCUGCUCAGAUUUGUCGUCAAGCUGGUCUUGUGAAGAGGUUGGAAAAGUCUGAUAACCUCAUUGAGGAUGGGGAAGAGGACAAUUUUGCCAUUGUAUUUGCUGCUAUGGGUGUGAACAUGGAGACAGCUCAAUUUUUCAAGCGAGAUUUUGAGGAAAAUGGAUCUAUGGAGAGAGUUACCCUUUUCUUAAACCUGGCCAACGACCCCACGAUCGAACGUAUUAUCACACCUCGAAUUGCCCUCACAACUGCAGAGUACUUGGCUUAUGAAUGUGGAAAACAUGUUCUGGUUAUAUUGACAGAUAUGAGUUCAUAUGCAGAUGCUCUUCGUGAGGUAUCUGCUGCCAGAGAGGAAGUGCCUGGAAGGCGUGGGUAUCCUGGUUAUAUGUAUACUGAUUUGGCAACAAUUUAUGAACGUGCAGGACGUAUAGAAGGAAGAAAAGGUUCCAUCACACAGAUUCCUAUCUUGACAAUGCCUAAUGAUGAUAUCACUCACCCUACUCCAGACCUUACUGGUUAUAUUACUGAAGGACAGAUAUAUAUUGAUAGGCAACUCCACAAUCGACAGAUAUACCCACCUAUAAAUGUACUUCCUUCACUUUCCCGAUUAAUGAAGAGUGCUAUUGGUGAGGGGAUGACUCGUAGAGAUCAUGCUGAUGUGUCCAACCAGCUAUAUGCAAAUUAUGCUAUUGGAAAAGAUGUUCAGGCAAUGAAAGCUGUGGUUGGAGAAGAAGCACUUUCGUCUGAGGAUCUGCUAUACUUGGAGUUCCUAGACAAAUUUGAGAGAAAAUUCGUGACUCAAGGAGCCUAUGACACACGCAACAUCUUCCAAUCACUGGAUUUGGCAUGGACAUUGCUUCGCAUCUUCCCCCGUGAACUUCUCCACCGUAUACCCGCAAAGACACUUGAUCAGUAUUACAGUCGUGAUGCUACAAGCUGAGCUGAUGAACUGGUUUCUAUAUCAACUCAUUAUUCACCCGGCUCUUAAAUUGAGAUGCUCCCUAGCCCCUCGCCCUCGCACUGUCUGGUUCUUUGCUUCGCUGCUGGACUCAACUAAAAUCAGUUUCGGAGGGUGUUUCCUCUAUUUCUGCACCGAACUCUGCUAUAUUGCUUGCUUCUCAUUGUUGUACACUUGAAAAAAAUAAUGUUUAUUUAGGAGAACCCAUCAACUCUAGUAAGAACAAAAUUUCUUGGGAGAAUUCAUGCCAUCGUCCAAACUAAUGUAUUGUGUAAGUGGAACUGAACUUCCAUAACCAGGUAGGUUGUCCAAAGUUCUUUCCUUCUUAGCUAGAAAACUUAGAAGAUAUUGUAAUUGGUCCAUGACUUUUUUUUUUUUUCCCUUUUAUCUAGUUACGUGUUCCCAAAGUCCAUUGAAAUGAUUUUUUUUUUUUUUUAAUGAAAACAUUUUGAACUG